CGUAAAGGACUAAAAGAAAUAUGAAGUUUGUUCUCUUGAAAAUUACUAACGUAGCUGGUUGAUAUAGUGAUGUACACACAAUGCAAAUUGAUUAGUCGAUUGAUUUGUCUAGUGUUGACGUUGACCGUUUCAAUGGCUACAACGAAGAGAACCUUUUCAACAAUGAAAAUGUGAAAGUUGAUUUGCGCAACAAAAUGAGCGAUGAAUUUCUCGUCGAUUGCUUAACUAUUUUAUUUGAAAUAAAGUAUGUUACCUGGGCUGGUAUGGAUGUAGACUCUAUUGUUGAUGCAUAUGCUAUAUUAAAUGACUAUUUGUACAAUUAACAUUGUAAAAAAACUAUGAAUAUUAUUUUUUGUACGAUAUCUAAUUUUCUAAUGAAAUGCUGCUCAGUGCUCUUCUAUGUUGUGGAUCUGUCGCCGUAAGUAUGCCACUAUUGCCGGUGCAAUCCUGAGUGCGCUCAAAUGUUAGCAAGUUCGUUUAUAUAUUCUCAAAGCUUGAAUAUGUGUUAGGUGUUACCUGUAAAUUUUGCGGGAAGUAAGCAGCAUAGUUGUAGAAUUAAUAUUGUAGUAUUGUACUACUCCUGGAAGUAUGGUUGCAUUGAAAUUUUUUCCGAAAAGCCUCAAAUUUUAACGAGUUAAUAAAAAUCGACAACAAUUACCGGAAAAAAUAUAGUAGAAUGGCAUUUACAUUUUUUUAUUUUUGUAAAAUGCAAUAAUUCAUCAUAUUAAUCCAAUUUUUUUUAUUAUCUAUUCGUGGAAAUACUGCUCUCUCCGUUGGUCGGUCACCAGCCAAACAACACCGUCCGGUUUGUCCGAGAGCAGAGCCCCCGUCAAGAGAUCAGCGACCUAAUCCUCUCAAUUGCGAAUAGUGGCCCCUGUCACCGUCAGUGUUCCCGAGAGCAACCGAGGACGCCAAAGUCGCAUCCUUUUCUCAUAUUCACCAUCCGCUUUCUUCGUCCUUCAGCCGGCGUUCCCACAAUUCCACCAUAUGCAGAGUCAUGGAGGGCUUUCCUUCGGUUUCGUACCCAAAGCGACGUGUACACCUCCGUUCAGGUAAUUUUCCGUAUGCUUCCUCUCCAGCAAUCCCCGAGGGAGUCACCAGUAUUUUGGGUAGAAUAAAGUUCGCGACUUGAAUCGUUUAGUCUGUUGAUAUCUUUGUUUCUAGUAACUACAACAAUGGAUACUUUUUCAGCAAAGAUUAUCUUGAAUCCUUAAAGUUGUUCGAGCUAAUCAAAAGUUUCAUACAGUAGCAUCUCCUCUUUGCUUCGAGCCUGAAAUUUGGGCAUUUCUUGCUGGAAUUUCUAUGUGCUGGAUGUUGAACAAUGCUUGCAAUUGGGUUGUGGCAAUGUUAUUAGUUGACUAUUUUUCUUGUGGGAUUUUUUUUUAUAUAAGAUGAGUUUGAUGAUUUGUUCAUCUUUUCCCAGAGCAUGUAUGGGUGUUCCAGUUUCAAAUGCUUCCAGAAUCUCGUCACAUUUCCAUGGUAAAGGAGGGAUACUGUCUGGAAUUCAUGAGAAGCAGUACAAGAUCAGAAGCCAAAGUUUUUCUCAACAAGCUUUAAAUAAGAGCACAUCAGGCGAAAUUGUUAAUGGGAAAGACGACAAUGAUGUGUCUAGAGGAGCAUUGAUAUGGAGGGCAAUCAAAUUACCCAUUUAUUCUGUUGCUUUAGUUCCUCUCACAGUUGGUGGUGGUGCGGCUUAUUUGCAGACGGGCGUGUUUUCUGCAGAACGCUUUUUCACUCUCUUGAUUUCUUCAGUCCUCAUCAUAACGUGGCUCAAUUUAAGCAACGAUGUAUAUGAUUUUGAUACAGGAGCAGACAAGAACAAGAAAGAAUCAGUUGUUAACUUGCUUGGAAGCCGUUCAGGAGCCUUCACUGCAUCUUACACUUGCCUCAUUGUCGGUUUCGUGGGAAUUACGUGGAUAUCUGUGAGCUCAGGAAGCAUACGUGCAAACUUGUUAUUGACUUGGGCGAUUAUCUGUGGCUACAUAUAUCAGUGCCCUCCUUUCCGGUUAAGUUACCAAGGACUUGGUGAGCCCUUGUGCUUUGCAGCAUUUGGCCCAUUUGCCAGCACUGCAUUUUAUUUAUUGCUGCGAAUCACAAGUGGGCCACACAAUUUUCAGUUAACUUCAACAGUUCUCUCAGCAUCGCUUCUCGUUGGAUUCACGACAACCUUAAUCCUUUUCUGUAGUCACUUCCACCAGGUCGAAGAAGAUAAAUCUGUUGGCAAACUAUCACCCUUGGUUAGACUUGGCACCAAAAGAGGCGCAAUACUAGUUAAAGGAGCCAUUGUGGCUCUGUACUCUCUCUUGGUUGCUUUUGGCAUUAGUGGAGCUCUUCCUUUGACUUGCAUUCUACUCUCUGCCCUGACCUUACCAAUGGGGAUUAAAGUAGUCAGAUUCGUUGAAGAAAACCACAAUGACAAGGGGAGAAUUUUUAUGGCAAAAUAUUACUGUGUGAGACUCCAUGCCUUGCUCGGGGCGGCUUUGACAGCAGGCCUAGUGCUGGCUAGGACGAUCACAAAGGGAUAUGUGCCAAAGCCGAUAUUCUCUUGAAUUUCACUCCAAGCAACGAUUUUCCCUUAGUUCGCAAUACGAACCAGGGGUUGGGUUCUGCUGGUAAAUAGUGGGCGAAUUCCCCACAUUCUUGCAAAGAACAGAAAUCCCCUUUGCUGCAAAGUGCCGUUAUUGUUUGUGCAGCUUCGAUUCCUUUGUUGCAUCCACAACUGAUCAGCGCGAAGAAAGCAUAGACUCCUCCUCCGCACUAGAUCGCGUAAUGGGCACUGGUUGGAAAAAGGCAGCAGCAUCAACGUGUGGGGAUGAAAUUAUGAUUCUGCACCAGAUCCAGUAACACACAUCAGCCUCAAAGCCAGUACAUCAGAAAGUCGUUUUUGGGAGCUAGUGGUUUGUGGGGAAACCCAAUGUUACAUAGUUGGAGUAUCGUGCAAUUUCAGGGCCAUAUCUUGUUAAUGAAAUUGUGCCCAAUAUGGCAAGUUAAUAAGGCGAGUUUGUUACGAUGCAAUAACUAGCAUGUGGCUCUGUCAUCUUUUUUUCCUUCCCGGUUAAGCUCGAAAGAACAAUGGCGUGGUGGCGGUGUAACACCUAAGAAAAGCGAAUUCCAAUG
This is a messenger RNA of Linum trigynum, 3117 nucleotides long. The record is from the annotation of a GenBank genome assembly. Lineage: Eukaryota; Viridiplantae; Streptophyta; Magnoliopsida; Malpighiales; Linaceae.